Brassica oleracea var. oleracea is the source of this 1484-nucleotide messenger RNA. Its product is annotated as ABSCISIC ACID-INSENSITIVE 5-like protein 8. The transcript has 5 exons. Gene Ontology annotation, molecular function: DNA-binding transcription factor activity; DNA binding. Gene Ontology annotation, biological process: positive regulation of DNA-templated transcription. Gene Ontology annotation, cellular component: nucleus. The record is from RefSeq and is a predicted model, not a curated record. Bases 121 to 1329 code for a protein of 402 amino acids. NCBI's taxonomy places the organism in Eukaryota, Viridiplantae, Streptophyta, Magnoliopsida, Brassicales, Brassicaceae.
UUUCUUAUUGUUUUGUAUGAUCUGAUCUGAUACUACAGAGUUAGUUUCUGGGACGGCGGUGCUCUGAUCGCAAAAACUCUUACAUUUCAAGGUGAUAUCAUUUGAUUGGAUUCUGCCAAAAUGGAUAAUAACUGGAAUUUUAAAACCAUGGGGACUGGUCCGCGGGGAGCGAUGAGCAGACUACCGGUUAGUGCUCCUUUGAGCCAACAAGGAUCACUAUACUCAAGGACACUAGACCAGAUUCAGAACAACUUAGGAAAAGAUUAUGGGUCAAUGAACAUGGAAGAAUUGCUUAUGAGUAUAUAUAGUGCUGAAGGAACACAAGGCGUAGUUCCAACUAACGGUGUGAACGAGGGAUUACAGAGGCAAGGGUCAAUAACUCUGCCUAGAAUACUUAGCCAAAAGACUGUUGAUGAAGUUUGGAAAUAUAUCACAGAGGAAGAACAACACCCCAGCAAUGAUGGAGGAAGAACAAACAUUCCUCAGAUUCAGAAGCAGCCAACUUUAGGAGAUAUCACUCUGGAACAAUUUUUAACCCGUGCUGUGGCCAUUCAUCACCCAUCAUCGAUUUCGGGUAUUCCAAACACAAGUUUGAGUGUGGAGUUUCAGCAGAAACCAGUGGUUUCUGAUGUGCUGGGCAAUAUUAAUACUGUUCCAAGUAAUAUAAUUCAUGGUCCUUAUUUGAAUACAAAUGUGAAUGGGUCUACGUCUGGACAAGAACAAAAACAACAUAACCCGUUUCAACCGCAACAACCUAUCAUGUCGAAACCACAUGGUUAUGGUUAUGGAACACACGUCGCAUUUACGAGUGACCAGGUUAAUGCUCAUGGUAUAAGAGAUAGUUACAUGGAAACUGGAGACAAAAGUAACCAUGAAAAUAACGUAACUUUGGUCCAAAGCGUUGCACCAGCUCCUGGUGGAGCCAUGGGUGUAGAAGUAUGUUCUCAAAUUACGCCAUUUCCAGUAUUAGAUGGGAUACCGAAGAUUAAUGCUGGUUCAUCAAUAGUAUCACCGUUUACAUUCACCACUACUGUAAGUAAUAGCGUGAGGGAUAGGAACAGGAACAAUGGCAUUGCCGCGGAGAAGAAACUAGUGGAGAAAACACACAGGAGAAAGAUAAAGAACCGUGAAUCAGCAGCACGAUCACGAGCUCGAAAGAUGCUUCAAACUAUGGAGCUUGAAGCUGAAGCUGAAAAGUUAAGGAAAGAGAAUCAUGAGCUACUAAAAAACCAGGCAAAAAUUAUGUCGGAAAUGCAAACCAAACUGGGGAAAGAGAUAACUAACGGAUCCAGGAAACGGCUGAGGAGAACGAAAUCGAACAUUCAGUGAUCAGUAGUAGGGGUUCGAGGAUUAUACCUUAUAAAUUUGUGUGUUCUUCAUAUUAUGUUUCUGCUUAUUUAUGACCAAAUUAGCUACUAUUUAUAAGUCGCUGUGACAUUGUUUUUUUGGGUACCGUUAGACGAUCAUAUGAUUGUCAUGGUUUA